Molecule: messenger RNA, 1680 nt
Organism: Cyphellophora attinorum
Lineage: Eukaryota; Fungi; Ascomycota; Eurotiomycetes; Chaetothyriales; Cyphellophoraceae
Product: ATP-dependent RNA helicase mitochondrial
Exons: 1
Coding region: 1-1680 (559 amino acids)
Cellular component (GO): mitochondrion
Molecular function (GO): nucleic acid binding; ATP binding
Source: RefSeq, a predicted model, not a curated record
AUGUCAACCACGUCUCAGCGCCUCCUGCCGGAGGUCUCCACUCCUCCUCUCGCCGAGGCCGUGCCACAGGAUACGAUGAGGUUCGCAGAUCUUGCCGCGGACCUUCAUCCAACCCUCAUCGAGACUAUCACUCAGGAUCUUGGCUUCGAUCACAUGACACCGGUACAGGAAGCGACUCUCCACGAACUUCUGCACAAUCGCGUCGACUGCUUGGCACAAGCAAAGACAGGGACUGGCAAGACCGUGGCCUUCCUUCUGCCAGCAAUCCAGACCCUGAUGAACAAGCGACCCACUACGAAGAAGAAGGUCUCUCUGCUCGUCAUCUCGCCAACUCGGGAAUUAGCGCUGCAGAUCGCGAAGGAGGCAUCCUCACUGCUCGGUCGACUGCCUCAGUACAAGGUGCAGUGGGCUAUCGGAGGCACGAACAAGGACCGAGAAGAACGCGACAUUCUCGGUGGCUGCGACAUUCUAAUCGCCACUCCCGGCCGCCUCAAGGAUCAUUUUGGAAACCCUAAUGUUGUCGAACUCUUUUCUAGCCUCGACACGUUGGUCUUGGAUGAAGCCGAUCGUCUGCUUGACAUGGGGUUCGCCGCCGAACUUAAGGCCAUCAUCUCAUAUCUGCCGAACAAGGAAGAAACCAAACGUCAAGGUAUGCUGUUCUCGGCCACGAUUGCCGACCAUGUCAACAAAUUCGCCCAUUUGGCUCUGUCGCCCGGAUACAAAUUCAUUUCUACUAUUCCAGCUGGUGAAUUGAAUACUCACGAGCACGUGACUCAGCUUCUGGUCACUGUGCCUGACUUCAAAGAUGUGCUGCCGGCCACAAUUUCAACCCUUCGUCGUGAGGUGGCUUCCACUGGCAUCAACAACUUCAAGGCCAUUCUCUUCUGUCCUACUGCAGCUCAAGCUGACUGGUUCGCCGAAUCUAUCUCCAAGGCCUCCGGUCUUCCGACAGUGUCAACACUUCAUGCCCGUAUGUCGCAGUCGAAGCGCACAAACGUCACCAAUGCGUUCCGCACCGCGUCCUCAGCGAUCCUCAUAGCUACUGACGUUGUUGCGCGCGGCAUGGACUUUCCGAACGUGUCCACUGUGGUGCAGAUCAACUUGCCUACAGACAAGGAGUCCUACAUCCAUCGUCUUGGUCGAACGGCACGUGCAGGACGAGACGGUCGUGGUAUCUUCAUCAUCGCCGAAGCAGAAUCUUUCUUCCCUAAGUAUCGUCUGAAGGAGAUCGCUUUUGUCCCGACCGAGGCCGACAUCAGUCCUCAGGACACAGCGCUUGUGCAGCAAACUGCUGCGAACAGCGAGAUGCAAGGCAAAGCCUACCAAGCAUGGCUAGGCUACUACAAGGCUCAUCUCAAAGCCCUGAACUGGACUCCGGAGCAGCUCGUCCAACAUGCAAAUCGGUACGCAAUUGAUGCUCUCUGUGCUGGCGGUGUACCGGAGCUGCAAAAGUCGACGGUCGGGAAGAUGGGAUUGAAGGGUGUCAGGGGCUUGAAUGUCGUGGCGAAUGCGCCGCAUGUUGGUCGUGGUGGUCAGGCGAAUGCUCCAGCUGGUGGCGUUGCUUCCUCUGGUCCUGGAUCUUGGAAAGGCGGCCGGCGUAUGCCAAAACCUUACAGUGAGCCGCAAGAAGAGCCGAGUUACCAGCAUGCUGGCAGAACGCGGAGAAAGGACCAUCAGUAA